UUCAGACACCAGGCAGUACCAUGAAAACAUUAAAAUAAACCAGGCAAUGCGGAAAAAGUUAAUUCUGUACUUUAAGAGGAGAAAUCAUGCUCGCAAGCAGUGGGAGCAGAAGUUUUGCCAGCGCUAUGACCAGCUGAUGGAGGCCUGGGAAAAAAAGGUGGAGCGCAUCGAAAAUAACCCCCGGCGCCGUGCCAAAGAGAGCAAAGUGCGGGAAUACUAUGAGAAGCAAUUCCCAGAGAUCCGGAAGCAGCGGGAACUGCAAGAGCGCAUGCAGAGGUUAGAGGAGAAGCGGGUAGGACAGAGGGGCAGCGGUGGGCUCGCCAUGUCGGCCGCACGCAGCGAGCAUGAGGUGUCCGAAAUCAUCGACGGGCUCUCGGAGCAAGAGAACCUGGAGAAGCAGAUGCGCCAGCUCGCCGUCAUCCCGCCCAUGCUCUACGACGCCGACCAGCAGCGCAUUAAAUUCAUCAACAUGAACGGCCUCAUGGACGACCCCAUGAAGGUCUACAAGGACCGGCAAGUGAUGAACAUGUGGAGCGAGCAGGAGAAGGAGACCUUCCGGGAAAAGUUCAUGCAGCAUCCAAAGAACUUCGGCCUGAUCGCAUCCUUUCUGGACAGGAAGACGGUGGCAGACUGCGUCCUGUAUUACUACCUGACCAAGAAGAACGAGAACUACAAGAACCUCGUGAGAAGGAAUUACCGGCGGCGCGGGAAGGGCCAGGUGAGAGCAGGAGGAGCGCGUGGAAACCUUGGGCUGAGCGGGGAGAUGCAGCAGUACCUUGUCCCCGCGAAUGCUUUCAGCCAGAGGAAGGUCCCGCUGGUGGAUCCGCAGGUCCAUGGAGUGAACCAUUC
Mesitornis unicolor (brown roatelo) is the source of this 849-nucleotide messenger RNA. RefSeq names its product nuclear receptor corepressor 2-like. Gene Ontology annotation, molecular function: transcription corepressor activity. Lineage: Eukaryota; Metazoa; Chordata; Aves; Mesitornithiformes; Mesitornithidae. The annotation marks the transcript as partial. The transcript is spliced from 8 exons. The record is from RefSeq and is a predicted model, not a curated record. Gene Ontology annotation, biological process: negative regulation of transcription by RNA polymerase II.